AUUCUGUUUCACUGUGUAUGUGUAGGUAUUGGCCACCUAUUCAUGUUUUGUUCAUUAUAAAUACGCAGUGUUUUAUAAAAUGUUAAAAGUAUAAUAAACUUAAAAUUAGACUAUAAUUAUUUAUAGACUGUAUAUAAAUCUGUAAUAUAAAUACUAAAAUGAGUUAUCAAGACGAUCCCAGUUGUUAUGUUGGUUCGUUCCCCAAGGACUUCAGCUAUGGGCCUUUCGAACAAAAUGGAGAUUGUGACAAUACUUCAUUACAAGAAGAUCACAAGCCUCGAAUUCUUCUAAUGGGUCUGAGAAGAUCUGGAAAGUCAUCUAUCCAGAAGGUGGUCUUUCACAAAAUGUCACCAAAUGAAACAUUAUUCUUGGAGUCAACAAAUAAAAUAGUUAAAGAUGACAUAAAUAACAGUAGUUUUGUACAGUUUCAAAUCUGGGAUUUUCCUGGACAGAUUGAUUUCUUUGAUGCAACCUUUGAUUCUGACACAAUAUUUGGUGGAUGUGGAGCCUUGGUGUUUGUUAUUGAUGCUCAGGAUGACUACCAAGAUGCCCUAGAUAAGUUGCAGUUGACAGUCACCAAAGCAUACCGAGUGAACAGCAACAUCAAAUUUGAAGUAUUUAUACAUAAAGUUGACGGCCUCAAUGACGAUUACAAGAUGGAAUCUCAAAGAGACAUACACCAUCGAGCAACUGAAGAUCUGGCAGAAGCUGGACUAGAACAUGUGCACUUAUCAUUUCACCUGACCUCCAUUUAUGACCACUCCAUAUUUGAAGCAUUCAGUAAAGUAGUACAAAAGUUGAUUCCACAGCUACCAACUUUAGAAAACCUGCUGAAUAUCCUCAUAUCUAACUCUGGCAUUGAGAAAGCAUUCCUUUUUGAUGUAGUGUCGAAAAUCUACAUAGCAACAGACAGCUCCCCGGUGGAUAUGCAAAGUUAUGAGUUAUGCUGUGAUAUGAUUGAUGUUGUUAUUGAUAUUUCUUGUAUAUAUGGCAUGGUGGAUGAAACGGAAGUGAACACAUUCAACAGUCAAAGCUCAAGUUUAAUAAAGCUGAACAAUGGCACUGUUUUGUAUUUGCGGGAGGUCAACAAAUUCCUUGCACUUGUCUGUAUUCUCCGUGAAGAAAACUUCCAAAAACAAGGUGUGAUUGACUACAACUUCCUGUGCUUCAGAGAUGCUAUCACACAGGUGUUUGAGUUGCGCAACAAAUGUCAGAAUGUAAUAACAUCUAGAGCAGCGUCAGAUACACCAGAACCCAUCACUAAUGGGGCAGCUGACUCGACAGAAAGUGCUUCCGACCGUUCACAAACCCAUUUACCAUAACAUAUCAGCACAACGCUUAUUUUUGCAAACCUUAAUAUACUGAGAUAUAUGUAACAAUGUUUUUAAGUAUGUGAAUAAAAGAGCAUAAUUAUGUUAUUAUUA
Molecule: messenger RNA, 1424 nt
Organism: Helicoverpa zea (corn earworm)
Lineage: Eukaryota; Metazoa; Arthropoda; Insecta; Lepidoptera; Noctuidae
Gene: RagC-D
Product: ras-related GTP-binding protein C
Exons: 8
Coding region: 159-1322 (387 amino acids)
Biological process (GO): cellular response to starvation; regulation of autophagy; cellular response to amino acid stimulus
Cellular component (GO): Gtr1-Gtr2 GTPase complex; nucleus; lysosome
Molecular function (GO): GTPase activity; GTP binding
Source: RefSeq, a predicted model, not a curated record